AUGGACAACGGACAUAUUGAAGAAACUAACAAUAUUGAAAUCGAUCCAGCCACUGGCGGAGCUGUUAUGAGCUUCAGCUAUGCAUCGGAUUUCCCAACCCUCCCUGACGCCGCACCAGCCACCGCUCCAACUGCCAAGCAGACCAAUGUCUGGUCUCGUCCAGCUCUCUCGAAGACUGACGUCACUGUCACCUUCCACUUGGCCCCAGAUGAGCGUUCCAACAACAAGGUGAAGAGCUUCGGAAACACCUCGGAGGAAUCGAAAAAAGCCCAAGCUAUUGCUAGUGCUACUAAGACUAGAAUCGAGCUCAGCGAAUCGAAGGACGGAGAGCUCACUGUCGUCGUGAAGGGAGAACGCGCAAAGGUCGAGGAAGCUCGCGCUCGCAUCAUCCGCGAUCUCCAGACCCAAGCUUCUCGUGAAAUCGAAAUUCCAAAGGAGCACCACGGACGUCUCAUUGGAAAAGAAGGAGCGCUUCUCCGCAACCUUGAGGCUGAUACCAACUGCAGAAUUCAAAUUCCAAACCGUGAUGGGUCAUCAACCAAGAUCACCAUCACUGGACCACGCGAAGGAAUCCAACGCGCCGUCAGACACAUUAUGGACGUUUCUGAGCGUGAAUCGAAACUCGCCACCGAGCACAUCGUCUGCCCAAAGAACUUGGUCCCAUUUGUUCGCGGACCACACAACGAGACUUACGAACGUCUCACCGGUGACGGAUCUGUUAAAAUCAACAUUCCACCACCAACUGCGACUAACGAGAUGAUCUCUGUCACCGGAGAGAAAGAAGGAGUUGCACGUGUCGCCGCUGAGAUUCGCAAGAUCGUCGAGUCGAAGAAAAAUGUGUCGAGCAUCCAAAUCCAAGUUGCCCGUCAACAACACAGAUAUAUCAUCGGACAAUCCCGCAGUGGAAUCCAUGAGGUUCUCCAAAAGACUGGAGUCGUCGUUGAAGUGCCACCUGAGGAGUCCGGAUCGGAUCAAAUCACACUCAUCGGAGAUGCUGCUGAUCUCGCCAAGGCUCUGACCCUCGUCAUCGAGCGUGCUUCUUCUAUCGUCACCCAAUCGAUCCCCGCUCCACAAUGGCUUCACAAGCACUUGAUCGGACCAAAGGGAGCCACCCUUUCCACCCUUGUUCCAAACCGUAACAGCGUGAAGAUCGAGUUCGAUGAUUCCAACCAAAUCUUCCUCGAGGGAUCCCCAGAAGAAGUUAAAGCCGCAUUUGAGCCACUCAACAAGGAAGUUGCUCGUCUCCAAAUGGAACUCUCCAUUGAGAAAGUCAAGGUUCAUCCAACUCUCCAUCGCCACGUUAUUGGACGCGGAGGAUCCCUUAUAUCCAAGAUCAAGGAACAAACUGGAGUUCAAAUUAGCAUUCCAAACGAGGAGACCAACUCUGACGAGAUCGUCGUCGAAGGAAAGAAGGAUGGAGUGAAGAAGGCUGUCGCUGAGAUUCGCUCAAUUGUCACCAAGAUUGAGAACGAGAAGUCCCGUGACAUCAUCAUUCCACAAAGACUUCACAAGCUCAUCAUCGGAACCAAGGGAUCCGGAGUCCAAACAAUCCGUGACGCCCAUCCAAAUGUUUCUGUUGUGUUCCCAGAUGCCAAGUCAAAGUCCGAUGUCGUAAACAUUCGUGGAGACAAAUCUGAGGUCGACGUUGUCUACAAGAAGCUCACCACUAUCUCUAAGGAAUUCGCCGAGAACAACUACCAACAAACCGUUGCUAUCUUCAAGGAGUUCUUGAAGCACAUCGUCGGAAAGGGAGGAGCCACCAUUCGCAAGCUUCGUGACGAGACUGAGACUCGCAUCGACCUCCCAGAAUCUGGAUCUGAUGACGGAAAGAUCAUUGUCACCGGAAAGCAAGCCAAUGUUGAGAAGGCUGUUGCUCAACUCAACAAGAUUCAAGAGGAGCUUGCUAACGUUUCCGAGGAGACCAUCGAGAUCCCACAAAAGGUCCAAUCACGUUUCUUCGGAAACGGACGUCGUUUGAUUUCUGACAUUGAGGAGGAAUGCGGAGGAGUUCACAUUCGUUUCCCAUCAGAGAAGAGCGAGUCCACCAAGGUUACCAUCCGUGGACCAGCUGGAGACGUCACAAAGGCCGUCGGACUUCUCUCGGCUCUUGCUAAGGACAAGGAGGAGAAUUACAUCGAGGAUACCGUCAAGGCUAAGGCCGAGUUCCAUCGUUUCUUGAUCGGAAAGGGAGGAUCCAAGAUCGCCAAGCUUCGUGACACCCUCAACGUUCGCAUCAUGUUCCCGAAGGAAGGAGAUGCUGAGAAGGAGACAAUCCAUUUGCUCGGAAAGAAGGAUGAUGUUCCAAAGGCCAAGGCCGCUCUUGAGGAGGCUAUCAAGCAACUCUCCGAGACUGUUGACAUCAAGAUCAAUGUCGAUCCAAAGUACUACAAAAACUUCUUGGCUCGCGGAGCUGCUCUCGUCAAGGAGAUUCAAGAUCAAAACGGAGGAGUUGUCAUCUCAUUCCCAAAGAAUGGAUCAGAUAGCAACGAGGUUUCGAUCCGUGGAUCCAAGCAAUGUGUUGAGGCCGCCCGUGCUCGCAUUGAAGACACCGUCGAGGACUACGAGAAGCAGAUCACCGACACCGUCAGCAUCCAAGCUCAAUUCCAUCGUGGACUCCUCGCUGGACGUGGAGCUAAGAUUCACGAGCUUCAAUCUAAGUACAACGUCUCCAUCAGAUUCCCAAAUAACCGCGAGGAAGGAGCUGAAGGAUCCGACCAAGUCACCCUCUCCGGACGUGACACCAAGGUUGAGGAAGCCAAGGAAGCUCUUCUCGCAUUGGUUCCAAUCUCCAAGGUCAUCCAACUUCCAAUUGAUAUGCAUCGUUCGAUUAUUGGACGUGGAGGAGAGACUGUUCGCAAGCUCAUGCAAGAUUACGAUGUGAACAUCUCCAUUCCAAAGGACAACUCCUCCGAAGACAUUACCGUUACCGGACAAGUUGAAAAUGUCGAUCAAGCUCUGGAGGCUCUUCGCGGAAAGCUUUCCGAGUACGAGGCUCAAGCUGAGAACCGCAAGCUCAAGCAAUGGUCGAUGACCAUCAAUGUUCCAACUGAUUAUCAUCAGAAGAUCAUCGGACAGCGUGGAGCCACCAUCACCGCCCUCAAGGAGAAGUAUGGAGUUAACAUCAAUGUGCCACGUGAUGAAGGAAACGAGGUUAUCACCAUCACCGGAUACGAAGACAAGGCCAAGGAAUGCGCUGCUGCCAUCGAAGAGAUGAUCUCCGAUUUGAGAUCGAUGUUCACUCAAGAAAUCUCUUUGGAUUCGAGAUAUCAUCCACGUCUCAUUGGACAACGUGGAAAGAACUUGAAGAAGGUUAUGGAAGACUACCGUGUCGAGAUUCGUCUUCCACGUCAAGGAGCUGAAGACCCGAACUUGGUUGUUGUCGCCGGAAAGGACGAGAAUGACGUUUAUGAUUGCAUUGAUCAUUUGCGUUCCGAGGAGGAGAGUUUCUUGCUUGACAACGUUGAGAGAACCCAAUACAUGUCUCCACGUCAACAAGAGUCGAACAACGUUCGCCCACAGGCUGGAACAAUGCGCGUUCAAACCAUGGGAGCCCCAUGGCAAUUGGAUUUGGGAAGCUCGGAGCAAUUCCCAGACAUGGGAGCUCAGGCGACUCCAACCACUGCUGUCGGUGGAGCUUGGGGAUCGUCUCGUCGUUGGUAA
Messenger RNA from Caenorhabditis remanei, 3660 nucleotides. RefSeq lists its product as uncharacterized. NCBI's taxonomy places the organism in Eukaryota, Metazoa, Nematoda, Chromadorea, Rhabditida, Rhabditidae. Gene Ontology annotation, cellular component: cytoplasm; nucleus. The coding region runs from base 1 to 3660 and encodes 1219 amino acids. Gene Ontology annotation, molecular function: mRNA binding. The record is from RefSeq and is a predicted model, not a curated record. The transcript has 6 exons.